AUGCCAUACUCUUUGUUCGGCCGUAAUGUGUUGAUUACCGGCGGCUCUCGUGGCCUGGGUGCACUCUCGGCUGAGAAGUUCGCUUCUGAAGGAAGUAACAUUGCUAUCAAUUACAUGUCCAACAAGGAGGUUGCGGAUAAGCUUGCUUCGGAUAUUGCAAGCAAAUACAAUGUGAAGACUGUUGUGAUUCAAGGCGACGCUGGAAUCAAACAAGACUGUAUCAACACUGUUAAAUCUGCCAUUGAGCAGCUGGGUGGCUUGGAUAUCAUCAUUUCAAAUGCUGGUUGGACCAAAAUGACCAACUUCGGUGAUCUCGACGCCAUGGACGACGACGACUGGGACAAGUGCUGGUCUGUGAAUGUCAAAAGCAGCUUCCAUCUGUUCAAGGAGGCUUUGCCAACGUUCAACGCGAACCCCGAGGGUGGUGUCUUCCUCAUCACAGGCUCAAUUGCAGGUGUUUCGGCAACGGGUAGUAGCUUGCCCUAUGCCGUCACGAAAGCAGCAUCUCUCCAUCUUAUGAAGUGUCUUGCUCAGACCCAAGGCGCAAAAGUUCGCGUCAAUGCUAUUUUGCCUGGUCUUUUGCUGACUGAAUGGGGUCAACGUUUCUCUCCGGAGAAGAUCGAAGGCUGGACAAAUGCCACAGUUCUCAAACGGGCGCCCGAGGUCGAAGACUGCGCCGAUAUGUUCGUCACGCUCGCCAAGAACCCCUCUAUGACAGGACAGGCCAUCCAAAUCGAUUCCGGAUUUGCUAUUAAAUAG
Messenger RNA from Penicillium soppii, 759 nucleotides. Its product is annotated as SDR family NAD(P)-dependent oxidoreductase. Gene Ontology annotation, molecular function: oxidoreductase activity. The record is from RefSeq and is a predicted model, not a curated record. The transcript is spliced from 10 exons. Lineage: Eukaryota; Fungi; Ascomycota; Eurotiomycetes; Eurotiales; Aspergillaceae. The coding region runs from base 1 to 759 and encodes 252 amino acids.